UUACCAGCCUUUGCGACGUCAUCACCGUCGCAAAGAUAGCUCCUCCUUCAGCUAUACCAGGUUUGGGUUGGAUAAACCUUGAGGGCUCGAGGGAAAGAACUUGGAAUGAAUUGGGCUAAGGGACCUUGGAGGGAGAACCUGUGAUUCUCUUUCCUCCACCUCCUCCAUCUCAAUUGAGGGGGCUUGUCUACCUGAACUGAACUCGUGUAUGCUGCAAUCAGCCGUCAAUUGCUGUAAGACAAAGAUCCUCCUGAGACAGCAUCGCUUCCGGAUCCAAGUUUAGUCUGAUCCAUUGCGACACAGCAUUUGCGUGUUUGUUUUGGAGACCGGCAGAUCCCCAAGACCAUAGUCUACGCGAUAUCAAUUCUUUGCUGGAACCCUUCGGCGUCACGGCUCUUGGUUUGCCCUCCAGCGUCGCUUUUCGCAUUCAAGACAUAUUUCGAGCCACACAUUCACAGCUUUCAUCAUGCCCAGCACAUGGAACCGCUUCAAGGGCCUCUUUAGCGAUGGAACCACCAGGCGACGCGAGUGGCUCCAUGAGGAGGAGAGAGCCCUUUUGCCUAGCCAUCGGAACCAGAAUAUCGCAUCUGCUAUUCCUCCGGCCGAGGUCAUGAAGGUUUGCCUGCGAUUGCGACAUUUGAUCCGCGAAUGCGUCCCUUGCGAGCUUGAAGAAAGUGCUAUCACGCGAUCCCAUAGCACUGUCAUCACCAGCAAGGUUGUACAGGCGGCUAAGGAGGCUGGCGGCCAGAAAUACCGAUCAUGCGUUGUGUACGCCCUGCUUGUUAAUAUGCGAUGGUUUAAACGCGAAGCCAUUCUCGAGCUAUGGGAUGCCGAUCUCCACGAUUUGCGCGCUGUUGCCUGCACUGUCAUCGCCAAGCAGAUUAUCGAGGGAGAGGAGGAUCUCGAUUACCUCCUACACCACGUUCUUCUUCGUCGGUACUCUUUCCUCAUUGACCAGGUUCCUACAGCCCCAACCAAUGUCAUUGAGAAGGCUGUAGACCUGCACGCAGUUCGGGUCAUUGGCUCCUCUGGUUAUCAGAAAUGCAUUGCCUAUCUCUGGCGUGGCUGGCUAGUCCAGGACGAAGAUGAUCCCUCCGAGUUUGUGGACUACAAGAACAAAGCAGACACCAGCCUACUUGUCCACAUGGACCCCGAUCGUAUGCGUGCACCUCGCUACCAGAAUGCCGCCCAGUUGCUAUUCUCCAUCAUAUAUCUUGGUCUGUACACGGCCGCUGUCAACUCUGCCAAUGCCUCAGGAGUACUGGAUGGUGCUGAGAUUGCGCUCUACAUCUUCACCUUUGCCUAUGUCUGCGACGAGUGCCUCAAAUACUACAAGGCUGGUUACCACAUCCUGGGAUUCUGGAAUGUUUUCAACUUCGUCCUUUACUCCUUCUUGACUGUAUCAUUGGUUCUACGCAUCAUAGGGCUGGCAUACAAGGACAAUGAUGAUGUGCAUAAGAAGUACAACGAGCUCAGCUAUAAUCUGCUUUCUUUUGUUGCGCCCAUGUUUUGGUCCCGCCUCUUGCUCUAUUUCGACAGCUUCCGUUUCUUCGGCGCCAUGCUAGUUGUGCUGAAAGUUAUGAUGAAGGAAUCUCUCAUCUUCUUUGCCUUGCUUAUAGUUGUCAUCAUUGGCUUCCUCCAGGCAUUCAUCGGUCUCGAUAUUGCUGAUGAUAAUAUUAUGGGCGAUACCUGGUUCAUCAUUGAGUCUAUGCUCAAGGCUAUCAUGCAGAGUCCCGAGUUUGAUGGGUUUGAUGACUUUGGGCAUCCAUUCGGUCUGAUUCUCUACUACUGCUUUACUUUUGUUGUCAUGAUUAUUCUCCUCAAUAUCCUCAUUGCACUUUACAACUCAGCCUAUGAGGAUAUCUAUGAGAAUGCCGAUGACGAAUAUCUCGCACUGUUUGCGCAAAAGACGAUGCAAUUCGUCCGAGCUCCUGAUGAGAAUGUUUAUAUCGCCCCUUUCAACCUGGUCGAAAUCGUCAUUUCGGGACUAUUUGAGUGGUGGGUACCAAAGUCCACAUACGAAUUCAUCAAUGACUGCGUCAUGGCUACUCUAUACUCCCCUCUUCUCUUUAUUGCAGCCAUUUUCGAGAGGCGAUCUGCACGAAAGAUUCGACACAACCGCUCACGAGGCGAGGAGGACGACGAUCAGAUCAAUGAGUGGGAACAAUUUCACGAGGACCUUGACAUGGAAGGCGAAGGCUGGACCAAGACUUGUGAGGCCGUCAAACCUAAUGUGGAAGACGAGCCUGCUGUCAUUGAAGUCCGCAAGCUGCGAGCUGAGAUGGAAGAACUCAAGGCGAUGCUUUCUCAACUCACAAACACCAAACUAAGUGAUGAUGAUACCAUAACGGGCUCAAAGAGUGGAAAGGAGCUGGCCACUGAAGACGACGAUAUCCAAGAGAUAUCAGGGGCCGCUGAGACCCAGGAUGCGCCAGACACGUCGGAUACCCCAGAGGGAGAAGGGGCUUCUGGUGAUCAAAAGCAGGGCAAGAAAAACAAGAAGAAGAACAAGAAGAAGGGCCCAGGUGGACCCAGUAACUAGAGGUUGGGGUCAGGCAGUGGUUGAUGUGCUUUGCAGUACGUUGAUGGGGCAUUAUUGGCAGAAAUUUAUUAGCUUUGACUCUUGUACGGCUUUGAAGACCUCGUCCAGUAGUAAAUAUAAUUCAUUCAAUAGUGGUUGAAAUCGAAACCAUGCUUAAGAUACACACAUAACUGUAAGCCAGCAACUUGUGG
Fusarium verticillioides 7600 is the source of this 2733-nucleotide messenger RNA. RefSeq lists its product as hypothetical. Gene Ontology annotation, cellular component: membrane. Gene Ontology annotation, biological process: monoatomic ion transport; transmembrane transport. Bases 467 to 2542 code for a protein of 691 amino acids. NCBI's taxonomy places the organism in Eukaryota, Fungi, Ascomycota, Sordariomycetes, Hypocreales, Nectriaceae. Gene Ontology annotation, molecular function: monoatomic ion channel activity. The transcript has 5 exons. The record is from RefSeq and is a predicted model, not a curated record.